This is a messenger RNA of Sceloporus undulatus (fence lizard), 768 nucleotides long. It is a transcript of the gene PPIH, whose product is annotated as peptidylprolyl isomerase H. Gene Ontology annotation, cellular component: intracellular membrane-bounded organelle. NCBI's taxonomy places the organism in Eukaryota, Metazoa, Chordata, Lepidosauria, Squamata, Phrynosomatidae. Gene Ontology annotation, molecular function: peptidyl-prolyl cis-trans isomerase activity. The coding region runs from base 95 to 628 and encodes 177 amino acids. The record is from RefSeq and is a predicted model, not a curated record. Gene Ontology annotation, biological process: protein peptidyl-prolyl isomerization; protein folding. The transcript is spliced from 10 exons.
GGCCGAGGCAGGAAGUGACGCAAGGCCAGCAUUCCCUGGCCUGCGGUGAUUGGUGUGCCUAGGGGCUUCCGCUUCCGGCUGAAAGGUGGUCUCCAUGGCGGUGCUGGCUUCCAACCCUAACAACCCGGUGGUCUUCUUCGACGUGACCAUCGGGGGCCAGGAAGUCGGCCGCAUGAAGGUGGAGCUCUUCGCCGACGUCGUGCCCAAGACGGCGGAGAACUUCAGGCAGUUUUGCACAGGAGAGUUCAGGAAAGACGGUGUUCCAAUCGGUUACAAAGGAAGCACGUUUCACAGGGUUAUAAAAGAUUUCAUGAUCCAAGGAGGUGAUUUUGUAAACGGAGACGGCACUGGAGUGGCCAGCAUAUACCGGGGCCCAUUUGCAGAUGAAAACUUCAAGUUGAAACACUCAGCGCCUGGCUUGCUCUCUAUGGCAAACAGUGGACCCAGCACCAACGGAUGCCAGUUCUUCAUCACAUGCUCCAAGUGCGACUGGCUGGAUGGGAAACACGUUGUCUUUGGCAAAAUAAUUGACGGAUUGCUUGUCAUGAGAAAAAUCGAAAAUGUGCCCACUGGUCCAAAUAACAAACCCAAACUGCCUGUGGUGAUUGCUCAGUGUGGUGAGAUGUAGUAGAAGAGGCCUUCAGGUUAGUCUUCCUUCAUCUCGGACCAUCUCACUUCCCGAUUUUUCUGCACCUCCUCCUUCCUCUGGUGUCUUGUCCAUCCCACAUUCCAACUUGUGAUUCCUUGUAAAUAAAGGGAUUUGUGUAA